Musa acuminata AAA Group (dessert banana) is the source of this 4096-nucleotide messenger RNA. RefSeq names its product calmodulin binding protein PICBP-like. The transcript has 3 exons. Gene Ontology annotation, molecular function: calmodulin binding. Bases 1943 to 3721 code for a protein of 592 amino acids. Lineage: Eukaryota; Viridiplantae; Streptophyta; Magnoliopsida; Zingiberales; Musaceae. The record is from RefSeq and is a predicted model, not a curated record.
GUUGAGGGCACAACUCGUUUCAUAUCCCUCACUCGUCCCUAUGAGAGAGAGAGAGAGAGAGAUGAUGAUGGGAGAGCGGCGCUCUGCUUCCCUCCGCUGCCGCUGCCCCUUAUACUCGUCUCCUCCGUCAUCCUCUUCCAGAAUCCAGCGAUCGGCACAAGGAGGGUGACGCGCCGCUCCCGAUCCGGCGCAUCGCCAGGGAGGGCAUCGGGGGCGGGCGGCUCAAAGGAUCGGAGUGUCGGCUGAUACUAUUCUUAUAGAAAGAUCAAAAGAUAACGUGUCCUUCUUCCUGAAGCAAACAGGGAGAAAGAAAUGGGGGGCGGCAGACAUGGGAGACACGAGGGGAGGUAAGAACGAUUCUUUCAUCUCUUUUCUUCCCUCUCUGUGUCAGGCCAAAAAGACCGGUGGGGGUGGCGAGGUGCAGCCCCGCAGGCCACCCUUUUUCGCCGACCAGACCUAACCGGGCCCCAAUACCCACGCAUUAUAUCUCAUCCUUUGUCAUUUGUCCGGUGGAGACCCGCGUGUCUCGAUGGAGCCAGGAAACAGCAGUUUCUUUGCCGACACGGCACCGUGACUCGGGGCUCUUGAGGAGCAUCUCCUUUAUGUGGUGGGGAGACAUGUUCCCUGUCUCGGCCCAGAAAGGGGAGCGGCAGCCUCCACUAUCUCUUGUUGCGUUGGAUGGCGAGGACGGGUCUUUUCAUUAGCAGUAGCGCGCCUUCAUCACAACCGUUCGUUCCUCUUGCGACCGGAUCCCAUGAUCUAUUUAUUAUAUAUUUAAAAUCGCAAGACAAAGGUCUAAUGUGCAGCGACUAUGCAGUGUCCAUAAUAUAUAUGGAAAGAGUAAACUAUUUCGAAUAUUAAAAAAUAAUUAGAACAUGAUUAUUUUAUAAAUAUCUGAUAUAUCUAUAUAUUGAUACAUAGUAGGGAAAAUUUUAUUACCUUAAUCCAAUAUAGCAUAACAUCCAUUGCAAGGCAAAAGAGAAAAUAGUUAUGUAAAUGAACCUUCUACCAGUACAUUAUUUGCUAGUAAAGAGUUAGUUUGAUAACUCAAUUGCUGGCCAUCUAAGUUGCAAAGAAAUAAUUUAUCAUAACAUCAAAACUCAUCCCACUAAGGCACAAAUGUAUUGCAUGUUGCCUUCUAAAUUCUUCUCGACCAAUAUUGCGUAGUUGCUUGUCGUUGUUGUCAUUAUUAUAAGCUCACCAUGAUGGUCUUGUUUCCUUUUUCUUCUAAAAGUGAAUAUAUUAUUUUCUAAUAAUAUUACAAUGUUAACCUAUUACAUUAGAGUAGAACAAAAAACAAAGAUUAGAGGAAUAGUGGGAAGACUCCAUCUUGGCUUUACAAACAUGAGCGUACCAUCAAAAUCCUGAGAUAUGCUAAAGCGGCAAAUUUGAUCCCUGUUCUAUCAUCACCAUGAAGAACAACACAUGAUGAUCACAUGGCUUUGAUUCUUGUUUCAAUUUUCAAGGUUCUAUUGUAAUAAGUGUAUCUAAAAAUUAUCUUGCUGAGUUUUCGGAAGUAGAAAAGAAUGCAGAAAUGUGACGAGUAAUCACACAUACACAAAGUGCCAAUAUCCUCCGUAUCAUGGGACAAAAAGAUAAUUCAGUGGCACAUCCAGAGACUAGCAAAUACUAGAAUCCCAUCCCCACCACCAAAGCGGAGAUAGACAUCAUCAUCUUCCCACAUCAACUCCGGUCACAGAUGGCUACGUCAAUCACACCUCCACAAGGGAAAAACAAAACAAGGGGCUAUACCCACUCUUAAACUAAGCAUCGAAACCGUAGAAGGCAGAAUCUCUUCUUCUCGGAGCUCCUCCAAGCUUUGCCGUCCAUCUUCCUUCCCCACGACAAGAACUUCCUUCCUUGCAGCCUUUCCCAUUCCAAUCAGAUCAUAGGAAGGAAGAAAGCCACCCGCCUCUUCCGCUCUUCGUUUCAUGCUCCGGCCAUGGUUCAGAGAAAGAUCGGGCACCUUUCCUCCCUUGAGCAACGAGGAUCGAGUGCCAAGGAAGGAGGAGAGACCAAGAUGAGGAUGAACAAGGUGACACCGCGGGUCAUGCCGAAUUAUAUGAAGCCCACAACCAGUUCGGACGCCAGGAAGGAGCAGCGGCAGGUGACUCGUGAUCCCACCGCCGCUACUGAUAGGAAAAGAAGCAAGAAGAGUUCGAAUCGGUUGAGCCAGGCAAGUGUUUGUCCGUCUUCUCAAGCCGGGCCGAAACCUGCAAGAGCCUUGAGAAGGAAGCUUAGUUCGAAGCUACUGAGGCUUUCGUCGAAGAGGAACUUCGCAGUUCAUCCGUGUCCCCGGCCGAAGGUGAACAGGGCGACCUGCUCGUCGACUCUCAAGGAUUUGAAGUUUCCGAAGGCUUUGGAGCUUCGCCCUGGAGGCACCGAAGCCGAGGGCACCUCUGUCGCGAAGGUCUGCCCUUACAAGUACUGCUCUCUGAAUGGCCACUGGCAUGCCGAUCUGCCUCCUCUCAAGUGCUUCUUGGCGUCGCGGCGGAAGAUGCUCAAAGCCCAAAAGUGCAUGAAGCAGAAAGGGGUUUCUCCGUUCAGAAGACAGGGCUCGAGGAAGGACUCGAAGCAGAUGGAUACAGGGCAAGCAGCCGUCAAGCUUUCUUCCCUGAUCGAAGAAAUAGGCAGUGAUUACUUCGUCGAGAUCUAUGUGAAGCAGGGUGACAUGGAAUGUUUCAAGCACGAGGAAGAUGGUAAGAGAAAUCUCGAGGAUGUAAUCUUGGAAGGCGAUGUCGACCAAAGCAGUGACCUUUCGGUUGAUGAUUUGGAGGUCUUGAUGAACUUUCUCGAGUAUGAGAGUUGUGAUCAGGAAGAUGGAGCUGCCAAAGAGGAAUUCCCAAGCUCGACUACAGAGGAAUGUUGGGCAAGCGCUGGAACGGGCAAAGACAGCCAGGAUCAUGCAGAGGUUUCCGAGUCCUCCGAGAUCGAAUUGGAGGAAGAUGUGGAUCCAUUUGCUGAUGACAAGAGUUCUUUCUCCGAUGAUGAACUGGGUCCGAUACUAGGAAUGCUAUUCGAGAACGAGGUUUACACUGAUCAGUCCGAGGCAGAGGCGUGCCAUGAAGAAUGCUCGAGAGCACCGGAACCUGAAUCACUGCAGGAGAAUGGCAACGGUGGAUCAGAGGACAGUGCCAUUAAUUCAGAUAAAGCAGUUUCGAUUGAUAUCAAAGAGGCCGAGACAAGUUCGCUGCUACAAGUCCAUGUUCCUUGUGCCGAUCAAGAUGAUGAUAUCGAAGAAGACCAUCAAAUCCAAUCAGAACCAGAAGAAGCUGAGAGCAAUGACCGCAGCACCGAUGACGCUGAGCUUACUCCAAUCACCAUCAGUAAUACUGAAUUCAACAGGUCUAUCGAUGAUGAUGAUGAUGGUGAUCCGAAUGCGAGAACGAAUACCACAAGGAAGAGAACAGACGAGGAGAUGGAGGAGACGAGAGGGUUCAAUCCACGGCCACCCAACUUUCUGCCGGAGGAGCCUGACCCAGAAGCAGAGAAGGUGGAUCUCCGGCACCAGAUGAUGGAUGAAAGAAAGAACUCCGAGGAGUGGAUGAUAGACUAUGCACUCCAGCAGGCAGUGACAAAGCUGGCUCCGGCAAGGCGGCAGAAAGUGGCACUGCUUGUGGAAGCUUUUGAGACAGUGAUUCCACUCUCCGUGUGUGAUAAGCCCCUCAGACAUGCCACCCAAAGCUUCUCCGGUCCAAGGACAAUGCAAGCUUGUAGCUAAUCUGCUAAGAGGUAAGAAGAAUUACUGAUACUUACUUUCUCGAUCAUGUUCAUCCCUUCUGAAACAUGGUGGUGGUCUCAAAUGUGUGCUUGGAGCUGACCUCCUGAUCUAAAUGACAAAGAAGGGUGCUUACAUAACCUUCAGCUCAGAGAGCUUCUCUAGAGCAUUAGUGUAUUCUAAGAAUAAACUGCAGCAAGUAUCUGCAGAUUAAGUAGCACUGAACUGUAGAUAAAGAGUGCCUUAACAUAGAUCACUACCAUCAUGACUGCUCUGGUUUGUUGUUCAUAGGGAAGUUGUAUUGCAUGAAGAACUACUCGUGUAGAAGAUUGAAUGCGUAAGCUACUACUCCAGCUAUUUAUGAGAGUGGUUGUGAAA